AUGGCCAACUCGGUGGAACGGGUUCUAGCCGCCGCAGUCCAAGGACAGGCACGAAGCCCUCGCUUCAUCCAAAAGCAGCUCAGCAAGCUUCAUGCAGCCCUUACAAAGGACGGACUCGCGAUCAGAACCACCAUCAAGAGCGAAACCAAGCACUCGACCGCCGAAGUUGAGGUUCAGUAUGCGCUCACGCUCGAGGCCGUGGCAGCCUUGUUCGCGCAGAUCGACGACCUAGAACAGGCGCUUCGGGAGGAAUACCAUCUCGCCCGACUGGAGAAUUCGCCGUCGCACAAGGUUCCAUAUUCGAUCGUCUACAUUGUGCCGUCAAGGUACAAUCUCUUCUACAGUUGUGUGACGGCGGUCGCCGCGGCCAUUGCUGCAGGCAACUGUGUUAUCCUGGAGUUGGCUCAAACGACAUCGAGGAUCUCGGAAGUGGUCCAGAAGACGCUGUCGAACACCCUCGACAGAGACACCUUCACGACCGUCGACACGCGGAUCGACUUGGAGACUCUGCCCAAAGGAUCUGUCCGACUUUUCGGUGAUGGCGACGGUGCCAACCCUUCGAGGACGGAUCUGGUGCCUCCUUCAACGCGGAGCAUCGCGAUCGUCGACCGAGCCGCGAACACGCGGGAAGCCGCGGCGGCGGUGUUGCGAGCUCGAUUUAGUUUCGCGGGCCAGUCACCGCUCGCACCGGACGUGGUGCUCGUCAACGAGUUCCGACUCAAGGAGUUCUGCACGUCGGUCGCGGAGCUGACGAGCAAAUACCUCGCCGCGCAGUUCGAGGGCGGGGUCGGGGCCAACGGCUCGACUGGUGCUGGUGCUGGUGCUGGUGCUGGUCGCAGCCCUCCUGCCACCGCGACCAAGAUCUCCAGCACCGAGCUUCAACAAGCGGGCGCGGAAAUCCUGGUUUCGGGUUCCAAAGGGGCCGUAGCACGCAUCGGGAUCGACGACAGGAAGUCGCCUCUCUUGAGGAAGCCCAUUCGCGAACCACUGCUUCUCAUCCAUCCGGUGCGAAGUGUCGACGAUGCGAUCGACUUUGCGAACGCGGACGGUGGUGGUGGUGGUAGUAGUGGUAGUGGUCUUGGAGGAGAACCACUGGCCGCCUUGUACACCUUCGGACCCCCCGAGGUGGCCAAGUACUUGUCCCAAUUCGUCGACGCCCGCGUGUCCUGUGCCAACGACAUCCCCGUCGAGCUGGUCGGGGCUCCCGCGACGCCCGUCGGCCACGCCACACAGCUCGGCGGCGCCGGGCCAUACUCUAUGGGCAUAUUCUCCGUGCCGAAACCGGAAUAUAUUCGCUACGACGCCAAAUUCUCCAAUCUCGGCAAGCUUCUGGACGGGAACGACGUCGAGGGAGCGAUGCAGGCCCGCCGGGCAGCCGAGGCGCUGAAUAUCACGGUGAAGCAGCCGCCGGGACAUGCCAUUGGGUUCUUCGAGCAGGGACUCUUGUUGGGGGGAAGUAUCCUGCUGACGACGGUCGUGGCGGGGAACGUGCUGUUCUGGAAAUACGGAAUGCCGGCGAUAGCGAAAAGGGUGCGCCAUUAG
Messenger RNA from Capronia coronata CBS 617.96, 1542 nucleotides. RefSeq lists its product as uncharacterized. The transcript is spliced from 2 exons. The record is from RefSeq and is a predicted model, not a curated record. NCBI's taxonomy places the organism in Eukaryota, Fungi, Ascomycota, Eurotiomycetes, Chaetothyriales, Herpotrichiellaceae. Gene Ontology annotation, molecular function: oxidoreductase activity, acting on the aldehyde or oxo group of donors, NAD or NADP as acceptor. The coding region runs from base 1 to 1542 and encodes 513 amino acids.